Molecule: messenger RNA, 925 nt
Organism: Haplochromis burtoni (Burton's mouthbrooder)
Lineage: Eukaryota; Metazoa; Chordata; Actinopteri; Cichliformes; Cichlidae
Product: cornifelin homolog B
Exons: 4
Coding region: 114-500 (128 amino acids)
Source: RefSeq, a predicted model, not a curated record
AGGUGAUCGCUUGUGUAAAAGGGCUUAAAAGAGCUGCGGAAAGCAAACAUCACCUGUGCCUGCACAACAUUGAACUCAGAGCUUUCUUAUCUUCAAACACAAAAGACUCCAUCAUGACUGAUACGAUGGUCGUCACGCAGCCUCAGCCUGUGAUAUAUGUUCAAGGGUCGGAUGAAUGGUCAUCUGGGUUAUUUGACUUCUGUGAAAAUGUGCCAGAGUGCCUUUUUGCUUACUUUUGCUUACCCUGCUUCGCCUGUAAAACUUCGAGAGACUACGGGGAAAAUCUCUGUCUCCCUCUGGCCGACUGGGUGAGCGGCAUGAUCCCGCCGGCCACCAUGUCCAUGAGGGUCUCCAUGCGACACCGCUAUGGCAUCACCGGCACCAUGUGUAAUGACUGUGUGCUUUCGACAUUCUGUAUGUCCUGCGUCUGGUGUCAGAUGUCCAGAGAGAUGAAGAAACGAGCGCUCCCAGUCGUUAUGGUUGCUACUAAAAACGUGUAACCUCUUCCUUCUUCAUCAUGUCUGGGGCCACCAUCCUCAUGGAGUCUUAGCAGCACAAUACACUUUAAACAGAAAUCCAACUGUAGCCAUCCAAGCUUAUUGAAGUUAGGAAACUGAAAUGAAGUAAAAGAAAAACUGUUUUUAAUGUAAUUAAACUAUCAUUAACUAUCUAAAAUAGUGCUUUUUAAAUUUUAUUUUACAUUUUUCCCUUUGAGAACAAAAAUUCUUCACUGAGAGGUUUAUAAUGACCACUUAUUAACCAAAGAAUACCAAAAGUGUGUUUUUGUGUAAUCUCACAUACUUUAGUCAGGUUUGUAUUUUAUUUUUAUCUGGCAUAAUGAAAAUUUUAAACAGAUAAACUUAAAUGACAUAAAAAUCCAAACACUGUUCUUUCAUUUUUUGUCAAUAAAAUUAAGUGAAAGGCA